Trachymyrmex septentrionalis is the source of this 1542-nucleotide messenger RNA. It is a transcript of the gene Fkbp39, whose product is annotated as 46 kDa FK506-binding nuclear protein-like. Gene Ontology annotation, molecular function: peptidyl-prolyl cis-trans isomerase activity; macrolide binding. The record is from RefSeq and is a predicted model, not a curated record. The transcript has 4 exons. NCBI's taxonomy places the organism in Eukaryota, Metazoa, Arthropoda, Insecta, Hymenoptera, Formicidae. Gene Ontology annotation, cellular component: chromatin; nucleolus. Bases 259 to 1542 code for a protein of 427 amino acids.
GAAGCCAGAUACACGAGAUGUAUCACGCAUUCCAUCUUAAUACAAGAAGAAAAUAGGCAUUGUUGAAUUGACGCUCCUACGCACGCGCAGAAUUUCUCUCGAUCGAUGGAAGCACGUAUAAAAUAGAUUCGAAUCUACUUCGAUCUUGCUGAUCGUAGUGAUUGUGAUCAACUAUACUCGUUUGCUAGAAGCUGUUGCGAACGGAUUUUACUUUCUUUCUCUGAUCUGACCAGUUUUUCGUUGUAAUUUGGAGACAUAAUGUCAACAUUUUGGGCGAUGAUUCUACAACCGGGGAAUAAAUACUCGCAAUUCGUGAAAGAUUCUUUUCGCAUAACUAUGGCAAGUUUGGAUAUCACAAGUACUAGUGACAGACCGAUACAAGUAAUGAUGGCUUAUGAGCGGAAAAAAUUUCUGCUUUGUACUUUACACAAGGAUAAACCAUGGCAAGUUCAACUCGACGUUCUUGUGCCAAAGGAAGCUGUUGUAACCCUUUCAUGCAACGGUGGAAGUUACGUUCAUUUAAUUGGACAUUACAGAAUUGGCUCGAUAAAACAUCCAUUUAACUCAAACUGGAUAACAACUUUAUCUUGGCACAUCUUAGGCGAAAAAGUAAAUGAGCUAAAAAAUAAAGGGACUUGUCUAGAAGAACUAACUGAAUAUUUGUAUAAAUAUACAACAGUGAAAAUCGAGGAAAACUGGAUAGUUACACCAUACAUUAUUAACAAGAAACAAAUCCAAGAAGAUAGAAUACCUUUUCAAAUUUUAAACUUAAAAAGAAAAAGCUUUAUGAAAGAUAACAACAGAACGGAAGAAACAAAGCGCGCAAGGUCAUUGCUUCAUUGCAAUGAAAAUAUUAAUUUUAAUAAUAAUUCUUCUGAGAAUCCUUCUAAGGUUCCGUCUGAGGAAUCUUCUGAGAGUUUUUCUGAGAUUUCUUUUGAGGAUUCUUCUAUGGAAAGUAAUGACGAUGAUGAAGAAAAUGAUAAAGAAAAUAAAUCACCAAUAUAUCAAUUAAGGUCAAAAAAUAGACAGAAAAAUGGAAGAAAAAAUGAAAAUAAGAGUGAGAUCCAAAAAAGAAGAAAGAAAGAAUCUGAAAAGCAGGAAAUAAAAAAGAAACAGCAGAAGGCUAAAAUAAUUGAGGAAAAAUCGAAGGAAAAAGAUCCUGACGAAACAAAAAAGAAUAGCAAGCAGCAAGAUAUAAGAAUUAUAAAGGGUGGUGUGAAAGUGCAAGAGUUAAGACCUGGUACUGGCAAAAUCGCAGAAAUGGACAAAUACGUCACAAUUUAUUAUGUAGCUUAUGUGAAGACCGGACGAGACCAAAUGCUGAAAGAGUUUGAUCGAAUUGAACAACUUGGCUUUAGAUUUAAACUCGGAGCAGGAUUCGUGAUCAAAGGCUUGGAUGUAGGAGUAGUUGGAAUGAAAAUUGAUGAAAAACGUCGUCUUAUAAUACCAUCCAAUAUGGCAUAUGGAAAUGAAGGUUAUGGAUUAAAAGUUCCACCUAAUUCAACAGUUAUAUAUGAUGUUGAACUUAAGAAAGUCGAAUAA